This is a messenger RNA of Oenanthe melanoleuca, 4539 nucleotides long. RefSeq names its product solute carrier family 35 member G2 (gene SLC35G2). The transcript has 3 exons. The record is from RefSeq and is a predicted model, not a curated record. Gene Ontology annotation, cellular component: plasma membrane. Lineage: Eukaryota; Metazoa; Chordata; Aves; Passeriformes; Muscicapidae. The coding region runs from base 2826 to 4055 and encodes 409 amino acids.
GGGAAGGGGGUCGUGACUGUCACGACAGAGCAGGGCUGAGGGCCCAGCGUGGGCCGGAGCCCCUACGCGGCCCGCGGCGGCGCCUCGGCGGGUGGGCCCCGCGGCGUCAGGGCGGUGGCAGUUAUGUGUCUGGGGCCGGCGCUCCCCGCCAUGGCGGGGGCGGCGCGGAGGGCGCGGCACGGCGAGGACCGAGGCCGGGCAGCCACCGCCCGCUCCUUCCCGGAGGGGCUUUCCUGGAGCCGCUGCCGGGGUUCCCAUGGACACGCCCCGCGUCCUCUGACGAGUGCCGUCCCGACAGUUGCCAUUGCGAUUGGUGCCGCCCUCCUCGCAGCGCCCCCGAGCUCGGUGGCUUUGCAGGCGACUGUCCCCUCCUGCACACCCCGCACGUACCGCUGGCUGCCGCGGGUUGCAGAUGGUUGGGAGCGGAUCCAGAGCAGUGAGUGAGGUAUUUCUAAUGUCGACCUGUCAUCGGCCGUUGUGGACCGAAGGUGCCGUCUCGUCCUUCACCCAUUGUAAUGUACCUCUUUAAAACCUUUCUUACAUCUAACCGAGCUGUUUUCCUGUGCUGUAGGGGACUAUAUUUCAAUGGUAAUAUAGUCUCUAUUCUUUUCUCCAUGCCUGGAACUGCUGUCUGAAGGGGUUUGUUCAGAUAAAGGUUUAUGGAAUUGGAAGUUUACAGGCAAAGUGGAUCUUCUCCCAAAAUCACUUAAUGCAAGUAUUGCUGCUGCAGAGGUAGGAGCUGCAGCAGGCAACAGGCAUGAAUGGAGAAAUGAGAAAAUAGUAUUUUUUCAUGGGAACGGCUGCAGAUGGAGCCCUUAUUCAGCAAGAGAAUAGAGAAAGCAAGGAGAAUUGAAGGCAUAUCUCAUCAAAUAAGAUUGCUUCAGUGAGCUAGCACAAAUAGAGGUCGUUUUUUGGGCAGCAAAGUAUUAUCACGAAUCUACUGACAACUCGUGGGACUUUAGUGUAGGGUUUGUAUUUGUAUUCAGUGAAGGGUGAGCUGGCUCUUCCUUCAGGCAGUGCUGCUGGAUAUGACUCAAUUAAUUUGAAGACAUGGGAUACCGGUUUGUUGGUUUGUGUAUAACGUUUGCUCUUGUGCUUAAGUGCUAAAACCACCAUUCAUGUAAUUGCUUCUUCAUUUUCUUAAACACCUUUUGCUAUCCAUUAAAUAUUAAUAAAGACUUGAGUUUCUUGCAAUGUAUUUUUAAUCAAAUUGGCUUAUGUCAAUCUGGCUAAAAAGAUAAAGGUACUCAUACACCACAUGAGUGUAGAUCCCUUGGUAGGUGCAGUUGCCUGAAGUGUGAAAUACCUAAGAAUUUCCAGGUGGUUUAAUGGCUUUGAAACAGGACUUUAGGAGAUUUUCCUGCACCUGAUAAGGAAUCAAAAGAAAACCCCUUAUGGUGAGAAGUCAGUGCACACAUGUGCUUAGUGAAGGUGGCACAAGUUCAGUCAGUUCCGUGAGUUUCCAGGGGCGGGUGGUCUUUGUGUAAUGUUCAGGGAGAAUUGUCAGUCUGUACUUAUCCUGUUGAGACUGCUCGCAGCCCUCUGGUAAUUUCAGCCUGAUCUGGUCAGGAUUGGAGGAUUUUCCACAGAAGAGGCAAAGGAGCAUUCCUGUGGGGCCUGUCUUUCAGAGUGCAGGGGUAGCUGACUUAUUCCCCACUAUCUGUGGCUGGAAUUGCCACAUCUGGGUCUUUCAUAAUAACACUUCAGUAGCCUGACUGAUUUUAACCAAUCUAGCAGAAGAUGAGACUAUUUUUUGUGAGUUUAUUCAAGAUUGGUGGUUAGAAUCACCAGACCACAAAGCCUUCAUUCCUUCAAGCACAGGAGAGUUCAGGCUCCCACCCCCAGCAGUCAGGGGGCAGAUAAUCAAUCACCUAUUUCUACCUGGCUAACCAGCACUUGCAGUGGUUGAGGGAAGGAAGGGAAGAAGUAUUCGGGGUUUUUUUUUCUUUUAAAAGAAAUCAUGGUUUGAAUUCUAUCAAUGAUCUGUGCCCUUUAUUUGAUCUACAGUGACUGUUCCCCAAGGGAGAACAGGGUUCACACUUUGCAGUCAGUGAUUUCAACGAGCUGUUCAUUUAAAUCAGUGUCCCAGACUGAAUAGGGAAUUAUUUCUUUUUAACGUAACUUCAGAGUUUUGCAUAGUGCUUCAUCUUCAGCCUCAUAUUAAACUUGAUUCAAAAUCAACUUGUAUUUUUAAUAGAAAAUGCAAAUAAGCCACAUUAAGUUUCCAGAUAUGAAGGAAAAAUAAAAAGUUAAUUUCAUCUCUACAAAAGGCCUGGGCAGAAAGAGAAGUAGCAAGUUGUCUGUAUAAGCUGUGCUGAUUUCUGCCUAUUUUAAAUUUGUAUCAGGGACACACAUAAUGGAUCUGGGAUAUGCUCUAAUCUCAGUCUCUAUGGAAAAUCUCACUGAUUAAGAAAAGCAAGGUCACCAAAGACUGCAAACAAAUGAGUUGUGGGAGGGUUGGCAACACAUUUGUCAUACACUCAGUAUUUAGUUGGGAAAAUGAAAUUUUGGGCUAAGUAUUCCUGGGUUUUUUUGUUGUUGUUGUUCUUUAUUACUUCCCAUCUCCUGCCUUUCAUACGUGUUUGCCCUUCCACUUUCCAGACUCCCAAGUGUUGUGGUUCCCAGCUGAGCAGUCCUGAGGGAGCAGCUCUGUGCAGAACAGCCAUUUUGAGCUACAGGCUCAACAUCUAUUGUUUUUCUCCAGAGAGAUCCCUGAAUACAUUGCACAGAUAGCUCAUGGAAGAUGUAGAUAAUGAAGAGGUGUUUCCUCCCUCUGCCUUGGGAUCGAAUGUUUCUGUCACAGACCAGGGCAUUUCUCUAAGGAAAUGGAUACAUCUUCCCAAAAAUACCCAGUAAAAAAGCGAGUGAAAAUUCAUCCCAACACAGUAACAGUAAAAUACACCUCUCAUUAUCCCCAGCCAGGAGAAGAGGCAUGUGAGGAUGUUAAUGAAGAUACUGGAGUAUUUAUGGAGGAUAAUCCUAAAAGAAGACUACUGAAUGAUGGGAAAAAGAGAGAAAAGAUUUUCUUUGGUACAAUAGACACCAAGCCAACACAACUGCCAAAACCUGAUGAGAUUUCACAAUCCCAGCAAUUAUAUGAAGGAAAUGUACUGCAGUCCAGGAAAACAUGGGCAGUCCUUUUUGGUUCUGCCGUGGCUCAUGGAUGUGUGGCUCUGAUCACGAGAUUAAUUUCUGACCGUUCCAAAGUGCCAUCUCUGGAGCUGAUUUUCAUCCGCUCGGUCCUGCAGGUGCUUUCCCUCACUGCUGUGUGUUACCACCACGAGCCUCCCUUUGGCCCCAAAGGCUACCGGCUCCGGCUGCUCCUCUACGGGGUCUGCAAUGUCAUCUCCAUCACCUGUGCCUACACCUCCUUCUCCAUAGUGCCCCCCAGCAAUGGGACCAUCAUGUGGAGGGCCACCACCACAGUGUUCAGUGCCAUUCUGGCUUUUUUACUCAUAGAUGAAGGAAUGGCUUAUAUAGACAUAGUCACUGUCCUUGGCAGUGUGUUCGGUGUUUGUCUGGUCAUGAUCCCCAACAUUGUUAGGGAGGAGAACUCUUUGCUGAACACCUGGAAGGAAGCUUUUGGCUAUACCAUGACUGUCAUGGCUGGUCUGACCACUGCCCUCUCCAUGAUAGUCUACAGGUCCAUCAAAGACAACAUCAGCAUGUGGACAGCACUGUUCACUUUCAGUUGGACAGGAACAGUGUGGGGAGCAUCCACCAUGUUUCUGUUCCAAGAGCCAAUUGUCCCACUGGAUGGGGAAACCUGGAGCUACCUCCUUGCCAUCUGCCUGUGCUCCACUGCAGCCUUCCUGGGAGUCUACCAUGCCCUGGGCAAGUUCCACCCUGCUCUGGUGAGCACUGUGCAGCACCUGGAGAUCGUCAUUGCCAUGGUCCUGCAGCUCCUUGUGCUGCACAGCUUCCCACACACUUGGGAUGUGGUCGGAGCAGUGCUUAUUUUGGUGAGUGUUUUUUUCCUUGCGUGUUAUAAACUUUCCUGGAAGGAAUUAAGAAGGCAAGAUUAUCAAGAGAUUGUGGAUUUGUCCAUUAAAUGAGUGUCAGUUUUCAAUGUCUGAUUCUGGCUGUGACCAUGUGGAAGUGACUCCUUUCAGCUCCUGUAUCUGAGCGUAGUGGCCAGGCCUUCUCUCUACCAUUUCACUUCUCAGCUUGAUGUAGCAAUGUUGGUAUCUCCAGGUGCCUGUGCCAGGUGGAUUUGUUCUGCUGCACACAACCAUUCUGUCAUACCCACACAGGGUGCACAGCCAGCAUAGCCUGGCCCACUGAAAUGCAGGCCAAGCUCUUCCUGACCUUCUCUGGAUACAGCAAUACAGAGGGACUCAAAAGUGACUUUCAUUCAUGUGUGCUGUGGUAGUACAAAGAAGAGCAGCAAAACCAUUAAAACGGUCAAACCAAAUUGUCAUUUCCUCUGUAAUGCUUCCUUAAGCUUUGGCUGUCAUAUUCUAAAUGGAGUGGAGCAAUGCUAAAUUUCUGUGGCUAAAACUUGUGUUUCCUCUGUGUAUAAAGAAGUCAGUAAAACUU